Closterium sp. Yama58-4 is the source of this 2649-nucleotide messenger RNA. The record is from the annotation of a GenBank genome assembly. NCBI's taxonomy places the organism in Eukaryota, Viridiplantae, Streptophyta, Zygnematophyceae, Desmidiales, Closteriaceae.
AUGACUGAUGCCAAAGACGGCGUUUCACUGUUCGAUCACGCAUCUGGAACUUCCGUUGCUCCUGCUGACACUGCUGCCACUCUCGACCGCUCACAGUGGCAGACUCGCGAUGCUGCUGCGCGCCUCGCUAUUCGCAACCAUCUGCCGAUCACUGAGCGCGCGCAUUUUAGUCAGCACAAGACUGCUAAGGCACUGUAUGAGGUAGUGCUUGCCCACUACUCUUCCCCAGCCACUGCAGCCCUAGGUCGUCUUCUCCUACCCUACCUGUUCCCCGACCUGUCCUCGUUUACCACCGCUGAAGACCUUAUUUCUCACCUUCGCGCUAGUGACGCUCGCUUUCGUGCCGCCCUUCCAGACGAAUUCCUCGCCGAGAAUCCCCCCCUGAUAUACUUUACUCUCUACUUCCUCGUCACCCGCCUCCCUGACACUCUUCGCUCAGUCAGGGACCACUUUCUCGCCCUAGACCCUACCACUCUCACUGUCGCUGAUUUCGAGAAGCACCUCCUAGCAGCCGAACAGAACAUUCUCGCUGUAGGUGCCGCUCGUGGUACUCCUUGCACUCCCCUCUUUGAGGGGUGCUCCCCCUCCCCUCUUGCCCCCUCCUACGCCUCUGCUGCUGCUGCUGUCGACUUCCUUGGUGCUGAGGAGGUAUGGGCUGCUUCUGCUCCUAGUGGGAAGCGCCGCAGCGCCAGGGGCAACAGGGGUGGCAGGGGAGGAGGAGGUGGCGGUGGAGGGGUGGGUGGUGGAGGCGGCGGGGGAGGUGGAGGUGGUGGGGGUGGUCGUGGGGGUGGAGGUGGUGGUGGGGGCGGCGGUGGUACCGGGAGCAGUGGCGGUGGCAGCGGCGCUAGUGGGGGAGGAGGGAGUGGUGGUGGCAGCGGUGGUGGGGGCUGGAGUGGAACCGGCCAGAAGGGGGGCUCCAGUGGUGGCCAGGGGCAGCAGCAGCAGCAGCAGCGUCAGCGCCAGACCCCCACGUCUCAGCAGCUUCAUGACUGCGACGCCUGGCGCGCCAAGUUUCCUGAGGCUACUGAGUUCCCCAACUGGGCAGACCUGCUUAGGCGUGAUGUUCCUAUGUUUGAUCUACACUUUGAUGCUAUUCUUACUGCCAUGUAUGCAUUGACUGUUAGUGCUGAGGGUGACUGCUACUUGUGUAUGCCGCCUGACCCAGGUAUAGAGGCUGCAGCCCUAGGUGCUAGUGAGUCUGCUCUCCCUGGUACUGCGUCGGCUCAGGCCUUGCACACCUUUACACUUGACUCUGGUGCUUCCCGCUGUUUCUUUCGCGACAGUACCACAGUCACUCCCCUUCCUGCACCUGUCCUUGUCUCACAGGCUAACCCCUCUGGGGGCCCAGUGCUUGCACGGUCCACUACUGUGCUUCCGUGCCCGGCGGUCCCGUCCGGUGAGCUGUCAGGUCUCCACAUCCCCUCGUUCUCUACAAACCUGGUGAGAAACAUCGUCCUUCAGGAUCAUUGGGUUGACACCUUUACUCCUGGAGGACAGCGUGUGGCGAUCUGCACGUGCUCUAAGACUGGCUGCCACCUGGCCACGUUCAUACGUGAGCCUGGGUCCAAUCUGUACACCCUCAUCACAGUGUCGCGCUACACCCCUUUGUCUCCUCAGCUGUACGCGUCCGCUCAGGUAGCUACCCAGUGUGAGUGUCGCCGCCUGUCGCACCAGACUCUCCUCUGGCACCACUGCCUUGGUCUCUGCCCUCUCUCCCACCCUCGCCUGCGCCGCCCUGCAUUCCUUGCGUCGAGGGGCGGCAGCGCGCUGCUCCUCACUCCUCCUCGUUCCCUCCGACAGAGGCACCCUCUUCUGCAAACUCUCCACCUGGACGUGUGGGGCCCAGCCCGUGUCCAGGGACAGGGCCGCGUUCGGUACUUCCUGCUGGUUGUCGACGACUACAUGCGCUACACGACGGUCUUCCCCUUCCUGUGCAAGGGGGACGUCCCUGCUGUUUUGAUCCCUUGGAUCCGCGCUGUUCGUCUCCAGCUCCGCGAGCAGUUCCACUCGGACUUUCCUGCCCUGCGUCUGCACUCUGACAGAGGUGGUGAGUGCACCUCCGUCCUCUUGCGAGCUGUCUGUGAGGAGGAGGGCAUCCUCCAGUCGUUCACACUUCCGGCUUUUCCGCAGCAGAAUGGAGUUGCUGAGCGCCGCAUUGGCUUAGUCAUGGAGGUCGCUCGUACCUCCAUGAUCCAUGCGGCUGCUCCCCAUUUUCCGUGGCCGUUUGCGGUCCGGUACGCCGCGCAUCAGCUCAACCUCUGGCCCAGUGUCUCCUUGCCGGAGACUUUGCCCACACUACGUUGGACGGGGAAGGUUGGCAAUGCGUCGGGUCUGGGGUGCUCGUGCCUUUGUCCACGAUACCACUGCGGACAAGCUCUUCGCUCGCGCCAUUCCCGAAUUGGUCACCAAUCCCUGCCCCGCCUUCGUGGCAUUCACUUUCGCUCCCUGGUCUCUGGUCUACCCAGGUCUGUUCCCUCCCUCCCUCCCUCGCCUGUGCCGCCCUGCAUUCCUUGCGUCGAGGGGCGGCAACGCGCCGCUCCUCACUCCUCCUCGUUCCCUCCUACAGAGGCUCCACUGCAGACUCUCCACCUGGACGUGUGGGGCCCAGCCCGCGUCCAGGGGCAGGGCCGCGAGCGGUACUUCCUGUGA